This is a messenger RNA of Diospyros lotus (date-plum), 1961 nucleotides long. Its product is annotated as protein NUCLEAR FUSION DEFECTIVE 4-like. Gene Ontology annotation, molecular function: transmembrane transporter activity. NCBI's taxonomy places the organism in Eukaryota, Viridiplantae, Streptophyta, Magnoliopsida, Ericales, Ebenaceae. The transcript has a single exon. The record is from RefSeq and is a predicted model, not a curated record. Gene Ontology annotation, cellular component: membrane. Gene Ontology annotation, biological process: transmembrane transport. Bases 97 to 1758 code for a protein of 553 amino acids.
ACCGCCGCAGAUGGUGGCUGCGGCGGGGAAGCGUGCCGCUUUGCAGCCCAUGCUGUGCGUGGCCGAUGGUUCUCACUUUUUGCUUCUUUCUUGGUCAUGGCCGGGGCUGGAGCAACUUACCUAUUUGGCGUCUACUCCAAGGAGAUAAAAGCUUCGCUUGGAUAUGAUCAAACAACCCUCAAUCUCAUGGGUUUUUUCAAGGAUCUGGGCGCUAAUGUUGGCGUCCUCUCCGGGCUAAUUGCCGAGGUAACUCCCACUUGGUUUGUGCUGCUGAUGGGCUCCGCCUUGAACUUUGGAGGCUACUUCAUGAUCUGGCUGGCCGUCACCGGCAAGAUAGCCAAGCCAAAGGUUUGGCAGAUGUGUUUGUACAUAUGCGUGGGAGCAAAUUCUCAGAACUUUGCGAACACCGGGGCUCUUGUUACAUCGAUUAGAAACUUCCCAGAAAACAGAGGCAUAAUGCUGGGUCUCUUGAAGGGUUUCACAGGGCUAAGUGGAGCAAUCAUGACCCAAAUUUACCUAGCCGUUUAUGGAAAUGAUUCUGUAUCUUUGAUCCUUCUCAUUGGGUGGCUUCCGGCGGCCAUAUCAGUGAUUUUUGUAUACACAAUCAGGGACAUGAAGGUGGUUAGGCAGCCAAAUGAGCUCAAAAUCUUUUACCAGUUUCUCUACGUAUCCAUCUUUUUAGCAUUGUUUCUCAUGGCCAUGACCAUAACCCAAAAAUUCGUGGCUUUCUCCCAUGCAGCUUAUGCUGGGAGCGCCACUGUGGUCUGCGCCAUUCUCUUUAUUCCUCUCUUCAUUGCCAUCGGACAAGAUUUAACACUCUGGAACCAAAAGAAAAAAACCCCUCCCCCAAAUGCAGUCAUUUCAGAGACCCCGCCUGCAGGAACAGUUCCUGAUUCAGACCGAAAAGCACAGCCCCCUCUUCCCCCUGCCGCGCAGCCGCUGAAAUCAUCUUGCUUUUCAAACAUCUUCCGUAAACCAGAAAGGGGGGAAGAUUACACCAUCCUCCAAGCGCUUCUAAGCACAGACAUGCUGAUUCUGUUUUUGGCAACAUUUUGCGGAUUGGGAUCGAGCUUAACAGCGAUCGAUAACUUGGGGCAGAUCGGAGAGUCACUGGGAUACCCAAGAAAAACCAUAAAUUCCUUUGUGUCCCUUCUAAGCAUAUGGAACUACUUCGGCAGGAUCUUCGCUGGGUUCGUCUCGGAAAGCCUUCUUGCCAAGUACAAGUUUCCCAGGCCACUUAUGAUGACCCUGACCCUCUUACUGUCUUGCCUCGGCUACCUCCUCAUCGCGUUCCCCAUCCCCGGUUCAGUCUACGUCGCAUCGGUGCUCAUCGGCUUCUCCUACGGCGCACAAUUGACAAUGCUCUUCACCAUGAUAUCAGAACUCUUUGGGCUCAAGUACUACUCCACAUUGUUCAACUGUGCGCAACUGUCCAGCCCCCUUGGCUCCUACAUACUGAACGUGAAGGUCACCGGGGCUCUCUACGACCACAAGGCAUUGCAGGAGCUUAAGAAGAAGGGAAUGGAUAGGUCAUCCGUGAAGGAAUUAACUUGCAUUGGCAUUGGUUGUUACAGAAUCGCUUUUCUAAUCUUGGCUGGUCUCACAUUCUUUGGAGCUCUUGCUUCGCUAAUCUUGGUUGCCAGAACUCGAAAGUUCUACAAAAGUGAUAUAUACAAGAAGUUCAGGGAGCAAGCAGAGGCGACUGAUUCAGAGAAGAUGAUGAAGUUGCCAUGUCAGAAUGAAGGUGGCAGCGCAUAAAUGCAUGGAAAAUCCCUCAGUGAUGAAUAGCAAGAAAUCCAAAGAAAGUGAAGAAUGUUGCUUUUCUUUUAGGGUAAUUUUUUUUUUUUUUUUCAUUGGUUGGUAUCUUGUGAUUAAUCAUUGACUAGCCUUCUCUUAUGUGUGUGUGUGUGUGUGUAGUCAUAUUUUACUGUCACCAUGUUCUGAUUGGUUUAAAAAUUGAA